AAUGAAGAUGGAGGGUUUGUUAAUGGGAAGAAUGAAGGCGGAAGCGCAUAUAUAGAUGUAGAGAUUUAUACCAAAUAUGAUGAAAAGGACAAGUUGCUCACAUGAGCACUAUACUAUACUAUACUAUAGGGACAUAAUUCAUGGCCCCCACGUAAGAGUAGUAAAACCUUUCUAUCUACCAAUUUCAUUCUCUCUUCUCUUCUCUUUUCUUCUCUUGGACAAAUCAAACUGCAAAAUUAAACAACUUCUCUUCCUUCUUAUUAGUAAUAAUAAUUAAAUUAAAGAAGCUUCUUCCAUUGUGUAAUUACACACACAGAGAGAGAGAGAGGCAACUCUGCUAACUUGUAUAGGUCAACGCCACAAGUUGACCAACCUUUGAAAUUGAAUCCUAACUCACUCACUCCAUAUACAUGAAUGAAUGAAUGAAUGAAUGGUAUGACUUGGUUGUGUUUUGUUUAGGGUUUAUAUAUUAAUUGGAGCAAGCUAGAGCCUCUUACAAUACAAUACAAUACAAUACCUACUCUUGUAAUUUUGUUUGUUUGGUUUCCAUCACAAAGAAUCUGGCACACUUUAGCAAUCUGGGCCGGCCUCCUCUCUCUACAUAUAUAUAUUAGUUGAUGUUGAUCAACAUUUCAUUCAUUCAUUUUAUAAAUUAGUGAGAUCCACAUCAAAGUUGAAUUUGAUAAUGGAAGCAGAAGUGAAAGGGUAUUGUUCUGAUAGCAGGGAAGAAGUAGAGGAAGAGGAAGAAGGUGCAGCAGAUGAAGAGAUCAUCCCAAUCACAAGAGGAAGAGGAAGCCAAAACAGCAGCAGCAGCAGGUUACAGUUUGAGUUACAGACAUCACAACAGCUGGAAGAAGAAGAAGAAGAAGAAGAAGAUGGGAGGAAGCAGGUGGAGGAAGUAGAUAUGAUGGAGUUGAGAUUGGGAGGAGGAAAAGGGAGGAAGAACAAGGAGGAAGGAGGAAGUUCAAAUUCAAAGAAGGUGGUAGAGGAGGAGGAGGAGGAGGAGGAGGAGGAGGCAUUGCCACCGGUAGUAGUGGAGAAAGAGCACAUGUUUGACAAAGUGGUGACACCUAGUGACGUAGGGAAGCUGAAUCGACUUGUGAUUCCAAAGCAGUAUGCAGAGAAGUACUUCCCAUUGGAUUCAUCUAAUGACAAAGGGAUUCUUCUAAACUUUGAAGAUCGGAAUGGGAAAAUGUGGCGGUUCAGAUAUUCUUAUUGGAACAGUAGCCAGAGCUAUGUUAUGACAAAAGGAUGGAGUCGUUUCGUUAAGGAUAAGAAGCUUGAUGCCGGUGACAUUGUUUCAUUUCACCGUGGCCGUCAUGAAUCCUACAGACACAGGUUGUACAUUGAUUGGAGGCCAAGGUCUCACUCUCAACAUCCUUACCACCACCACCACCACCUCAUCCCACCACAAUAUCCUCCUCCUCCUCCUAAUUUCUAUCAUCACUACUCAUCAUCAUCACCACUAUACACCUCACAGUAUUACCCCGCCACCACUGCAAUACAUCCUCCUCCUUAUCCUCAAUAUUACAACAACAAUUUUUAUAAUACUAGUAGUACUACACUUCAUCACCAACAACAACAGUACCACCACCCUUCUCCUGCUGCUGCUGCUGAGCACUUUAGUAAUAUGAAUCCCCUCUAUUAUCUCCCCUCCUCUCCAAUCACGCCUAUGGCAACAAGUGGCGGCAGCAGUGGCGGUCUUCAUCAACACUUGCAGGGGCAUGGGCAGCAACAAGAUCAGAGAAAUGUGAAUGUCCCAAUUAAUAUGAUAAUUGAUUCUGUGCCGGUUGCACAUCACCACCGUGGUGGCAAUAAUAAUAAUAAUAAUAAUACUAAUAGUAGCGGAAAACGGCUGAGGCUAUUUGGGGUGAACAUGGAAUGUGAAUCUACUUCUUCUGCUAGUUCAGCAGCACCGCCACAACAUGUGGCGGCAGCAACAACGUCAGGGGGAACUGCAGUGCUCUUUGAUUUGGAUCCCUCAAAUUUCCAAUAUCGGCGCCAGCAGUGAUGAUCCAUCAUUGAUCAUUUUGUUUUGAAGUUAUUACUAGCUAGUUGUUAGAGUUAUAGUUUGGCUUGGGCAGGCUGGCUGGCUAGUGCUACACUCUCCUUUGCCGCAUUUUUUAUAUUUGUUUAAUUUUCUCAUUUUGCUAGAAACUAAGGCAAGAGCCUAAAAAAUUUCUUCUUAAUUAAAUUAAUAGCCAUCAUUUGAUCAUUAGUGGUUAGUUAUAUAGCAUAGCAUAUGAAACUUAGCAUCUUCAUAGUAGUAGCAACGAACGUUUUAUGAUAUAAAGUAAAAAGCGGUGAAAGAGUUUGAUAUAUA
This is a messenger RNA of Trifolium pratense (red clover), 2323 nucleotides long. Its product is annotated as B3 domain-containing transcription factor NGA1-like. Lineage: Eukaryota; Viridiplantae; Streptophyta; Magnoliopsida; Fabales; Fabaceae. Bases 686 to 2011 code for a protein of 441 amino acids. Gene Ontology annotation, molecular function: DNA binding; DNA-binding transcription factor activity. The record is from RefSeq and is a predicted model, not a curated record. The transcript has 3 exons.